Pocillopora meandrina is the source of this 326-nucleotide messenger RNA. Lineage: Eukaryota; Metazoa; Cnidaria; Anthozoa; Scleractinia; Pocilloporidae. The record is from the annotation of a GenBank genome assembly.
AUGCCACACAUGUCUUUGACAUGUUCUUGUAUUUCUUCUCAAGCAAAAGUUGUCAGACGGCUCUGGAUUUUGCAGGUGGGCAAAAAAUUGUAAUUAUGGUAGCGUAGGCAAGCAGUAAACAAAAGUCAGGCCAAACGUUCUCUAUCUCCAAAAGUGAUUCAAGCACUAGGACAAGUAUAAUGGUAUGAUAUCUUUUUUAUUCAUUCAAUGGGACGAACGACAAGCAUCACUUCUAGUUACUUCUUAUUGCUGAUUAGUUGAUGGUCUGUGGAGAGAAACAUGUACAAAUUUCAGCUUUAGUAAAGACUGAACACGAAAUUCUCUGA